GGCAACCAUGCGCAUGGCUUUGGAAGCAACGGAGUGGGCGGCGGUGGCGCUGUCCCUGCUUCAAAGCGCUUCAAGACUGCGGCAGCUGCAGGUGCAGCUGGCAGGACGAGGUCUUCUUCAAUGGAUGGCGGGGACUGGGGACCGCCGGGGGAAGGCCCAUACGCCCUGGACCGACGCGAGCGCGAGCGGGAGCGAGAUCAGGAUGAUAACCACCCGGGCGUUAUUCCGUGGCGCCGCCGUUCUUCGCCUUCGCCUCCGAUGCCGCCCUCGCUGACGUCCGCAGGGAGAAAGGGCUGCGACAGCGGCGCUGGCGGCGGUGGCAGCAGCGGUGGCGGUGGUUGUGGCGUGACGUCAGCGCCUAUAAUCGGCCUCCCUCCGCUAACGUCCGUACCGCAGUCAGCGUUGCUCCCAUUGCCGUACUCCGCUACCGCCGCCGCUGCCGUACGACAACUCAAGGCCCUCUCCCAGGCAGCCGCCAUCGCGACUGCUGCCGCCACCGAGGCCGUAAGCGGCGGUGAGGCAUCUGCGGCGGGUGAAACCGCAAUGGAUGCUGAUGGCGCGUGUGGAGACGAGGCGCAGGCGGGAACCUACCGUGCGCGAGUCUCCGUCGCGGCUACGACAGACAGCCCAGCAGCCUUGCGGUCUUCUCGGAAACGCGGCGCGUCUGCCAUCCUUGCUGCUGCUGCAGAAGCUUCUGGCGGCGUGAACGAGCCCCAGGCAUCCAAGCGCUCCCGGGGGCUGGGCAGCCUGGAGCGCGGCUCGAGCUUGCUCCUGCAGUGGAAGGACGCCAUUGAAGCAGGUGUUGCACCGGCAUCGCAGCAUGGCAGCCAACAACAACAGCACCCCAUGCUGAAGCAGCAACGGCAGCGGUGGGAGAGCCCGCAGGCAUCCGAGGCGGCAGCGGUUCCGGCCUUGGCGCCGGCGGCGGCUGCUCUUCUGGCGGCGGCGAAUGUGGAAUCGCACAGCCGCAGCCGUCGAGCCGCGCCACGUGGGCAGCCGCCGAGGCGUGGGCUGCCCCAUUCAGAGGCGCAGCCGUCGGCAUCGGAGGAAUCCGACGGCGGGAACGGGGAGGAUGAGGAGGAGGAUCCCACUGCGAGCGGUGAGGCAGCGGAGGCGGCGGCUGGCGAUGAUGAGGACAGUGGAGGCGUGGCAGCGGCGCUGGACCGUGUUGCGUCGUCAUCGUUGCAAGCGGGAACGCCGCAGCCGCGUGCGAAGCCCCGGCAGCGCGCUAACGCGGGGAAGUUCAAGAGCAAACCCAUUCGCCACCCCAGCAAGAUCACCAACGUGGUUCGCAAUGCGGGCGCCAUCCUGCUCAUGAUCGGCCGCAACCCCAAGGUCUACGAGAAGCAGCUACGUCACACCUUUGGCAACAACCCUGACACGAGCAAAGCUCUCAGGCUGCUGGGCGAGCAGGGCAAGGUGGUUCGCAGCGGCAUGGGCUACCGCAUGCACCCCUACUACUACACCCUCACACCCUGCGGCGUCGAGGAGUACGAACGGCAGCUGCGGGAGCAGGGCCCAUCGUACGCCUUUGCGCUCUCCAUGGGCGUGCAGCUGCCGGCCAGCGACGAGCCAACUGAUGCGCCUGCAGCAGCUGCUGCCGCUGUUGCUGUCGGAGCUGUUGCGGCAGCGGUGCCGAAGCUAGAGCCGGCCGAGGACGGGCGGCAGCAGGGCGGAGUCGAGACGCUGGCGGGAGGGGUUCAAGAAGGAGCGGCUGCCCUCCCGGCCACGGCUGAGUGCGGGG
This is a messenger RNA of Astrephomene gubernaculifera, 1744 nucleotides long. Lineage: Eukaryota; Viridiplantae; Chlorophyta; Chlorophyceae; Chlamydomonadales; Astrephomenaceae. The record is from the annotation of a GenBank genome assembly.